This is a messenger RNA of Ostreococcus lucimarinus CCE9901, 1008 nucleotides long. RefSeq lists its product with no specific name. Bases 1 to 840 code for a protein of 279 amino acids. The record is from RefSeq and is a predicted model, not a curated record. Gene Ontology annotation, biological process: gluconeogenesis; glyceraldehyde-3-phosphate biosynthetic process; glycerol catabolic process. The transcript has 2 exons. Gene Ontology annotation, cellular component: cytosol. Gene Ontology annotation, molecular function: triose-phosphate isomerase activity. NCBI's taxonomy places the organism in Eukaryota, Viridiplantae, Chlorophyta, Mamiellophyceae, Mamiellales, Bathycoccaceae.
AUGCUGCCGCGGUGUUGGGUUGUGGCAUCGCGGGUGCACGCCGCAGCGCAGCGACGAAGCGUCGUCGUGAAUGCGGGCACGGGUAAAUUUAUCGUCGGCGGGAACUGGAAGUGCAACGGCACGGCGGAGUCCGUCAAGUCGCUCGUGAAGGAACUAAACUCUGGGAAAAUCGACGCCGACGUUGACGUCUACGUCGCGCCUCCGUUCGUCUUCAUUCCUCGAGUGCAAAAGGAGCUCAACAACAAAAACUACGCCGUCGCCGCGCAGAACUGUUGGGUCUCCGCGGGUGGGGCGUUCACGGGUGAGGUGAGCGCGGAUAUGCUCGCCGACGCCGACAUUCCGUGGGUGAUUCUCGGGCACAGCGAACGCCGCGCGCUCUGCGGCGAGACGAACGAGUUCGUCGGGGAGAAGACCAAAUAUGCCUUGAGCAAGGGAUUGAAGGUUGCUUUGUGCAUCGGUGAGACGUUGGAACAGCGCGAAGCGGGCACGACUCUGGAUAUUUGCCGCGCGCAACUCAAGGCGGUGAACGACGUCGUGACCGCGGCGGACUGGGAAAACAUCGUCAUCGCGUACGAGCCCGUUUGGGCGAUCGGUACCGGCAAGGUCGCGACGCCGGACCAAGCGCAAGAAGUGCACGCGGGCAUUCGCAAGUGGUGCGCGGAUAAUAUUUCUCCGGCGAUUGCGUCGAAGAUUCGCAUUCAGUACGGCGGCAGCGUCAACGCCGGCAACUGCGACGAAUUAGCUCAGAAAGAGGACAUUGACGGCUUUCUCGUCGGCGGCGCGUCUUUGAUCGGCGAGGCUUUCGUGACGAUUUGCAACAGCGCCAAGCACUCUAAGUGAGCGAAGCGAACGAAGAGUGCGUGAACCUAUCCAAUCCUAUUCGAAUUGUCGCCGCGUGCGGCGCGCGCGCGCACCCCUGAAUUAGUAGACUCAAUAUAUAUUUCUCGAACGCGAGCGUUCGCGGAGACGAGGCAAAAGUGUAAUGUUAACCGUUUACGUUGCGUUCUA